Molecule: messenger RNA, 1394 nt
Organism: Pungitius pungitius (ninespine stickleback)
Lineage: Eukaryota; Metazoa; Chordata; Actinopteri; Perciformes; Gasterosteidae
Product: extracellular matrix protein 1-like
Exons: 3
Coding region: 74-595 (173 amino acids)
Biological process (GO): signal transduction; regulation of bone mineralization
Cellular component (GO): extracellular region
Source: RefSeq, a predicted model, not a curated record
AUAAGCUGUUUGGAUCUGGAUCCAGUCACAAUAUCUCUGAACAACUCAAGCUGCAGCUAGACAACACACAGUCAUGAUUUCCCUCGGAGAAGUCACAGGAUUUUGGAUAAUCGCACUACUGACUCUUCAUUGUGCAGUUGUAGGAGAGACCAAAAGAAACAUUCUCAAUGAGCCUAACGUGCCUUUCCCACCUGCCUGUCCCACUGCCGAGAACCUCGCUGCCGUCUGCCAUCAAGGUCAAGGCCGUCCCAGAUACCCAGCCAGCUUCUUCCCAAAAUCCCGGGUCAGUCACUUCCGCCGCCGUGGAAACGCCAUCAACCGUCUGGAGUCGUGGUUCACUUUGUGCUGCAGCGGACAGAGCGACCAGAUCCUCUGCUGCGCCAAACAAGCUUGGAAACAAACCUUGAAGCAGUUCUGCAUGGAAGAGUAUUCCACCAUGACGAACGCGUACGUGUGCUGUAGAAAGAAAGGAGCUGCUCGGUGGGCGUGCUUCAACAGUGAUCUGCCGAACCCAAACUAUGACCCGCAACUGGGCUACAUUGCACCGGCUAUCCCCGCGCAGCCAAGAUUGGCCUUCAAUGCAUCUGCCUGCUGAAGUUACAGAAUAGUUAGCUCAACGUGUGAUACACAGCAAAUUUCAGAGUUAAAUUGACUCUAUAAGCUGGUGUUUAUAUUGUCCCAAUCUAGUCAGUGUUAAAUCAACACUCAACAAAUUGUUAACAAUUUAACUCGGAAUUAGUGUCAAAAAUAAGUGUCAAAUACAACGUAAUUUAGCUAAAGUAACUUACAUUGCAUUUUUAACAUGUGGUGUUUACAUUAUAUCCCAGGGAGCAUUUAGAGGUUAGGUGUAUUGCUCAGGGACACUUUGCCAUGGGACAUGGAGCAGCCAGGGUUCAAACCACCAAACUCAUGGUUCCCAGCUCACCCUCUCCAAUCCAUGCGCCACAGUACGUAGAGUUAAGCCCUGCACCAAGAAGUGUGACACUGUACAGUUACAUUUUAAACCUAUCAAAGAGUUAGUUGUUGCAAAUGAAUCUGAUGUUGACACUGAAUAAUUAAUCCAACUCUUUCUUACAAUUGACUCUGUAAGAGUUUGCAGUGUGAUUUCAACUCUACACUUCAACAGUUUUGCCCAAAACUGGAAAAUUAACUCUAAGAAUUUGCUGUGUAUGCUGAGCUAAAACUGACAGAGCAUGCUGGUGGUGUUAAUGCUCAGUAAGGAUGUGAACAGCUGAAGUCAGUUUAUAUUUUGGCAACUCUGUAUUUUAAGCUUUGUUAUGACAACGUGAAACAGGUUUUUUAAUCGCAUUUUUACACAUGUUCACAGUUGUUCGCAUUUUCUAACAUGUACUAGAGUAGUAUUUCUUAAGUAAAUAAAGGCUGAAAUAAAGACA